GCUGGUGCAGUUGGAUAUGUUCUUCAGAAAUGUUAAGAUGCGAGUGUAUGUAAAAUCCAGUGGGGCGGAAGCUGCUGGCAUUUAUUUAUUUUUGACACCUCUACCUGGAGAAGGAGAGUGGACUGUUUUUCUUACUUUGCACGUAUUGCAGGAUUGAGUUUCAGCAUUGAGACGCGAGUGUGUGUUUUUUCCGGGUAGAGCUGAGUAGCUAACCUAAAGGGAGUGUUUUAAAGAGAAUAAGAACACUGUCCUCUCCAGUAUGAAUGAUUUGCUGAUUCCGCUGCUGACCCGCCCAGCGAGUGCAACAGCACACUGACGGACUGCUGCAGUGGGACACUAAACCGGGAUCUGUACAGUUCAAUGACGUUUGAAAAGCGAAUCCAGAGAUGGAUUACGAGAGGCCCAAUGUGGAAACCAUCAAGUGUGUGGUGGUUGGAGAUAAUGCUGUGGGGAAAACUCGUCUCAUCUGUGCACGGGCCUGCAAUGCCACCUUGACUCAGUACCAAGUACUCACAACUCAUGUACCUACGGUUUGGGCAAUUGAUCAGUAUCGUGUUUGCAGAGAGGUCCUUGAACGCUCACGUGACGUGGUUGAUGAAGUAAGUGUUUCUCUGCGGCUCUGGGAUACAUUUGGUGACCAUCACAAGGACAGGCGUUUUGCAUAUGGAAGAUCAGAUGUUGUACUUGUGUGCUUCUCAAUUGCAAAUCCUAAUUCUUUAAACCAUGUGAAGAUGAUGUGGUACCAAGAGAUUAAGCAGUUUUGUCCCAGAACCCCUGUCAUUUUGGUAGGUUGCCAGAGCGAUCUCCGUUAUGCUGACCUUGAUGCCGUGAAUCGAGCUCGUCGUCCUCUUGGAAGGCCAAUAAAACAAAGUGAAAUAUUGCCUCCUGAAAGAGGGCGACAUGUUGCCAGAGAUCUUGGAAUCCCAUACUACGAAUGUAGUGUGUUUGAUCAAUAUGGAAUCAAGGAUGUUUUCGACAAUGCAACCAGAGCUGCACUUGUUUCAAGAAGACAUCUCCAUUUCUGGAAGUCUUAUUUGAAAAAGGUGCAGAAGCCUGUUCUUCAAGCACCUUUUCUGCCUCCAAAAGCUCCUCCUCCAAUUAUUAAGGUACCUGAUUACUCUCCAAUUAGUGUAGACUCCAUUGGUCAUUUAUUGGACUACCCACUGUGUGCAGAUGUCAUGUUUAUACUGCAAGAUGAUAUUCAUGUUUUUGCUCAUAAGGUUUUUCUAACUACAUCAUCCUCCAAAUUUUAUGACCUGUUCUUAAUGAGUUGCAAAGAAUCCCAGUCCAGAGAAAAAAACAAAAGAAUAGAAAGAUGGAGUGGGGAUCAUCUUUUGAGCAGCUUCAGCCUUGACCUCGAUGAGGGUACUGUGGCUUCCCGAACUUCAAGCCUUACCCUGCAAACCUCCAAAAGUGAUGUGACAUUGAGAAUGGUUGGACUCGACAAGGAACCUACAGUGAAAGGGAAAUCAUUGUCAUCAUGGAGCAAAGCUUUUAUCAGUAUGCAUGAGGAGAUGACAGAAAAUCCCAUUACUCAUCAGAAAAGUAUAAUAACAGUGGUCAAAAUGGAUUACUCUAUUCAGCCUGAGCCCUUCACUGCUGUGCUCCGGUUCCUCUACACUGGACAACUGGAUGAAACUGGAAAUGAUCUCAUGAGGCUGGCACAAAUUGCUGAAGUUCUGGAGGUAUUUGAUUUGAGGAUGAUGCUGGAAAAUAUAAUGAAUAAAGAAGCUUUCAUGAACCAAGAGAUUACCAAAGCAUUUCAUGUCAGAAAAGCUAACAGAAUAAAGGAAUGUCUCUCAAAGGGAACAUUUUCUGAGGUGACUUUUAAACUGGAUGAUGGAAGCAUUUGUGCUCAUAAGCCAUUGUUGGUCUCGACCUGUGAGUGGAUGGCUGCUAUGUUUGGUGGAGCCUUUAUUGAAACAUCACAAUGUGAGGUUCGUAUUCCUAACACACGAAGGGUUUGCAUGCAGUCUGUCCUGGAAUACCUGUACACAGGGCAGCUAUCUACUGGUCUGGAUGUUGACCCUAUAGAGCUAAUUGCUUUGGCAAACAGACUGUGCCUUCCACAUUUAGUAGCAUUAACAGAAAAACAUGCAGUUGAAGAACUUAUCAAAUCAUCCAAUAACGGCACAGACAUAGACUGUGAUGUAGUUGCAUAUUUGGAGCUAGCGCAGUUCCAUAAUGCUCAUCAGUUGGCAUCUUGGUGCUUGCAUUACAUUUGCACUAACUACAACACUGUGUGCUCCAAGUAUCGCAAAGAAAUAAGGUCAAAAUCUCCAGAAAACCAGUUAUACAUUGCAAAGCAUCGCUGGCCUCCUGUGUGGUACCUAAAAGAAGAAGACCAUUAUCAGCGAUUAAAAAAGGAUUUAGAAAAUAAAGAUGAUGUCGCUCACAAACACUGUUCAAAGCACAAUCUUUGUUUCUGGACUCCAACGGCUACAGUUGCCUAAUUCAAGCCAUAUAGCCCAAGGACUUGAGUACCAGCAAGUGGGACUGCAUAUGCUCUAGUAUUUUUGUCUGGGACAACAUAACAUGCAGUAUUAUGGUCAAUGCUGUUACUACAUACAAGGGUUUAGUAAUGUUUGUUUCAACGUACAAGGACUCUGUGAAAGAGCUGACAAGAACAGAAAUUUAUUUAAUACAUUUCAUCAAAUGAAAAGAGCCUUUCUCUAUGUUUUCCUUGGCAUUAGAGACUAAUGCACUAUACUUUGUUGUUUGACUUCAUCUAAAUGACAAAAUAAUUAUGUCAGGUUUAAAUUAAUUUUAAAUUAAUCUUCAGCAUAGCAAGCUAAAUAAUUUAACUGCAAAAUCUACUUUGUAUAUUUUCAGCUACAAUAAAGUACCUAUGGUUUUAAUUUA
Messenger RNA from Protopterus annectens (West African lungfish), 2862 nucleotides. RefSeq names its product Rho related BTB domain containing 1 (gene RHOBTB1). Lineage: Eukaryota; Metazoa; Chordata; Ceratodontiformes; Protopteridae. The coding region runs from base 387 to 2453 and encodes 688 amino acids. Gene Ontology annotation, molecular function: GTPase activity; protein binding; GTP binding. Gene Ontology annotation, biological process: small GTPase-mediated signal transduction. The transcript has 10 exons. The record is from RefSeq and is a predicted model, not a curated record.